ACUGGCACCACCUGGGAAGCCCCUGGACGAUGAAUAAACCAGUACUGUAACAUCCCCUACACUUGAACAGUGCUUCUGGCUGACCAUCUGCUCUUACCCUCUGAGGAGCAGAAAGGUAGAGCUUCUUCUUGACGAUGCUCAGCAUGGAGUCUCACUUUGAUCUUACUAAGUAGACCCUGCUGUCCCUCCACCCUCUGGAGCAAUCACUGUCACCCCCUCCCCUGAUUCCUCAUACAGCUGCUGUGAUUUGAAUAACCAAGCAGGCUGGUGGAUGUCCGGUAGUGACUAAUUUGCUUGGCAAACAGACCCUCUGGUCCUGGGCCCUGCUGGUACUAUGGAAAGACACUCAGCCUCACUGGGUUCUGUUUCCUCUCCCCACGCCCCAAGAGCCACCUAGGUUCCAUCUUGCCCUGCUGCACCUCCUCAGAGGACUUGUCUUCCCCUGGAGGCUGGAGAGUGUGCUGGGAAACUUGGCAGAGGAGAAGCGGGAGGAGCGGCAGGACCUAAGGCAGAGGUAACCAGAGCUGGCCAAGUCUGCCCCCAGGGCCUGUCAGGAAAUUUGCAUGGAGCGAACAAGGCUUCUCUGGGGCUUCCCCCUCCCUUCCCACCUGGGAGAGUCAUCCUGGACCUGAGGUCUGACAGCAGGUGGAGGAAGCAGCCGCGUGUGUGGAGCUGUUGCCCUGUUCCCAGAGGUGAUGCCCCGUGCCUUUCUGGUCAGGAGUCGGCGUCCACAGCCGCCCAACUGGGACCACCUGCCUGACCAGCUCCGGGGAGACGCCUAUGUCCCAGACUGCAGCAACCUGGGGGGGCCGCCGGCACACCGGACUUCAGGCCUCGGGGACUCUUGGGCAGCGCCCUCCCAGGGCACUCUGACUGCCACCCCUAGUAGCCCCGGGACCCUUGGCUGCCCGCUGUGCCCCAAGGCCUUCCCAUUGCAGCGCAUGCUAACCCGGCACCUCAAGUGCCACAGCCCAGCUCGCCGCCACGUAUGCCACUGCUGUGGCAAGGGCUUCCAUGACGCCUUCGACCUCAAGCGCCACAUGAGGACACACACAGGGAUCCGGCCAUUCCGCUGCGGAGCUUGUGGAAAAGCAUUUACGCAGCGCUGCUCACUUGAAGCACACCUCGCCAAGGUGCACGGGCAGCCGGCCAGCUAUGCUUACCGCGAGCGCCGUGAAAAGCUGCACGUGUGCGAGGACUGUGGCUUCACCAGCUCGCAGCCCGAUGCCUUCGCUCGGCACCGUGCUCUCCACCGUGCUGCCUAGACUGUGUACCCGGCGUCCAACCCAUGAGAAGGAAAUAAACAAAGAAAAGGCACUCACAGAACACAGCA
This is a messenger RNA of Capra hircus (goat), 1333 nucleotides long. RefSeq names its product ovo like zinc finger 3 (gene OVOL3). Gene Ontology annotation, molecular function: DNA-binding transcription factor activity, RNA polymerase II-specific; RNA polymerase II cis-regulatory region sequence-specific DNA binding. Lineage: Eukaryota; Metazoa; Chordata; Mammalia; Artiodactyla; Bovidae. Bases 696 to 1265 code for a protein of 189 amino acids. The record is from RefSeq and is a predicted model, not a curated record. Gene Ontology annotation, biological process: epidermal cell differentiation; regulation of transcription by RNA polymerase II. The transcript has 4 exons. Gene Ontology annotation, cellular component: nucleus.